CCCUGAAACAACACACGACUCCGGGAGGUAUUUUGCUUGGCCAACAAAAAAUCUGCUGGUAGGAGAAACGUGACAUCUCAGCCCGCCUGCCUCGUUCUUCGUCAAGGCUCACCACCACCAUGGAUGACCUCACCCAAGCUCUCUCGGCCAGCUUCGCCGUCUCGAAGGAGGCCAACAGCACAGCGGCCCCCCACCCACGGAUGGCCCAGUACAAGACCAAGUUCAGCGUUUUGGAGCAAAGCGAGCGACGGCGGCGCUUUCUAGAUCUGCAGAAAACGAAAAGGCUGAAUUAUGUCAACCAUGCACGCCGUCUGGCUGAUGGGGACUGGACAGGGGAAGAUAGUGAUGAGGAAGCAGUGGUGGUGGACAGAAAGGAGGAGGAACAGCAGAAGGAGAAGGAUGCAGAGGAUGAUGGGAUGGAGAUUGAGAGGAAGAAGUUGCCAAAGUACUAUGCCAACCAGCUCAUGCUGUCAGAGUGGCUAGUGGACGUCCCUCAGGAACUGGAUACUGAUUGGCUCAUGGUGGUCUGUCCCGUGGGGAAGCGCUCUCUCAUCGUCGCCUCCAAGGGGUCCACUGCAGCAUACACCAAAAGUGGCUACUGUGUGAACCGCUUCCCUUCUCUGUUGCCUGGAGGGAACAGACACAACUCAGCAAUGGGAAAAGAUUACACCAUCCUGGACUGUAUCUACAGUGAGGUGGAGCGGACCUACUUCAUCCUGGAUGUCAUGUGUUGGAGGGGCCAUCCAGUGUAUGACUGUCCAACAGAGUUCCGGUUCUACUGGCUCCAGUCGAAAGUCCAGGAGACGGAUGGCAUGGCUGACAUUGCCAAGAGGAACCCUUUCAAGUUUGUGAGUCUUCAAAGCACUGCCUGCUCAACGGAAGCCAUUCAGCAAGCACUUGCAACGGAGUACAACUUCAAUGUGGACGGACUUCUGUUUUACCACCGGCAGACCCACUACACCCCCGGCAGCACCCCUCUGGUGGGCUGGCUGCGGCCCUACAUGGUGGUCGAUAUCCUGGGCAUGGAGGUCCCGGUGGGGCCCCUCACCACCAAGCCCGAGUAUGCCGGCCACCAGCUGGCCCAGAUCCGGGAGCACAAGAAGACCUCCGACCAUGUCCGGCCAGGGGACCUGAACGGCCGCUACGAGCUGGAGCACCUAUCCACCCCCGACCAGGAAAAGGGAGAUGGCGAUGCCGCCGCCUCGCCCCGCAGCAGACCGCUGAAGGAAUCUCGCAUGGAGACCUCAGAAGAGCGCGAGUUAGCUAGCCGCUAAAGGCUAACUCAGUUAGCUAGCCGCUAAAGGCUAACUCAGUUAGCUAGCCGCUAAAGGCUAACUCAGUUAGCUAGCCGCUAAAGGCUAACUCAGUUAGCUAGCCGCUAAAGGCUAACUCAGUUAGCUAGCCGCUAAAGGCUAACUCAGUUAGCUAGCCGCUAAAGGCUAACUCAGUUAGCUAGCCGCUAAAGGCUAACUCUGUUAGCUAGCCGCUAAAGGCUAACUCUGCUAGCCGCUAAAGGCUAACUCUGUUAGCUAGCCGCUAAAGGCUAACUCUGUUAGCUAGCCGCUAAAGGCUAACUCUGUUAGCUAGCCGCUAAAGGCUAACUCUGUUAGCUAGCCGCUAAAGGCUAACUCUGUUAGCUAGCCGCUAAAGGCUAACUCUGUUAGCUAGCCGCUAAAGGCUAACUCUGUUAGCUAGCCGCUAAAGGCUAACUCUGUUAGCUAGCCGCUAAAGGCUAACUCUGUUAGCUAGCCGCUAAAGGCUAACUCUGUUAGCUAGCCGCUAAAGGCUAACUCUGUUAGCUAGCCGCUAAAGGCUAACUCUGUUCUGCUAACCAAUAAUAUUGUCAUGCUUUGCUGCUCGCCAUGCCAGAAAGACAAAUUUUUGGACAGUUACAUUGCGAGGCAUUUAAUGAGAGGGAGCUCAAUGAAUUAGCAAGUUAGUCACUGCUUCAUUUGGAGCGCCCUGAGUUCAGGCAUCGCUUGGUUCAACAGAGCUGUAUCCACAUUUUUAUUACACUGUGCUAGUUAGUGUAAUGCAGUGGAUUAGACAAUGUAAAAUGCAAGGACCCUGUUAAAGAAGCCUGUUUCCCGGACCUAGAUUAAACGCAUUCCUAGAUUAAAAAACACUUUCAAUUACAUUUUUCCGUUGAGAGACCACUGGGGCUGCGAAACUUACUUUAGUGUUGCCGAAAUGAACACUGUUCUCAUUUUGCCAGGCCUUGUGAAUGGACAACUUUGUCAUUGCACUUUCAGAGGUGCAAUAAAUAACACAGUUAGUAACACAGGUCCUUUAGACCUAAAUUGACAGCGUCUGUCGUGGCCAGAUGUGUAACAAAUGCAAAAAUGAAAGUUUAUUCAUCUGAUUCUUCUAAGUGUACGUUUUCUGAUGUUUAUUAAAUUGUUUUACAUGACUUUUCAA
Salvelinus fontinalis (brook trout) is the source of this 2418-nucleotide messenger RNA. RefSeq names its product snurportin 1 (gene snupn). Gene Ontology annotation, cellular component: nucleus; cytoplasm. The transcript has 9 exons. Gene Ontology annotation, molecular function: nuclear import signal receptor activity; protein binding. The record is from RefSeq and is a predicted model, not a curated record. NCBI's taxonomy places the organism in Eukaryota, Metazoa, Chordata, Actinopteri, Salmoniformes, Salmonidae. Gene Ontology annotation, biological process: snRNA import into nucleus; protein import into nucleus. Bases 120 to 1274 code for a protein of 384 amino acids.